Molecule: messenger RNA, 1158 nt
Organism: Hypoxylon trugodes
Lineage: Eukaryota; Fungi; Ascomycota; Sordariomycetes; Xylariales; Hypoxylaceae
Product: Pkinase-domain-containing protein
Exons: 3
Coding region: 1-1158 (385 amino acids)
Biological process (GO): peptidyl-serine phosphorylation
Cellular component (GO): nucleus; cAMP-dependent protein kinase complex
Molecular function (GO): cAMP-dependent protein kinase activity; ATP binding
Source: RefSeq, a predicted model, not a curated record
AUGGCCGCGACGGUUGCCAAACCCGGCCUUAUCCCGCGAGUCAUACAAGAACACAGCUUGCGGGCCGUCGCAAACCCCGACUCUACCACCGCCGCUGCCGUCUCCCCGGUAGAGACCGAUACGGACCCCAAAGUGCCCCCGCAGCACCAACGAUUGAAGCUGGGAGACUUUGCUCUCGUGAGGACUCUAGGAACGGGUACCUUCGCUAGAGUAUGUCUAGUCCGACCUGCUGCCGGUACCGACGAAGAACGCGAGAAGGUUUUCGCACUUAAGAUUUUGCGCAAAACCGAGGUUAUCAAGCUAAAGCAAAUCGACCAUGUUCGAGACGAGCGCCGUAUCCUAAGCGACGUCGCCGGCCACCCCUUCAUUACUGAACUAAUUACCACCUUCUCCGACCACGACUCCUUGUACAUGCUUCUCGACUACAUCCCCGGCGGCGAGUUGUUUAGUUAUUUGCGAAGACAUCGACGAUUUCCGGAGGAAUGGGCGCAGUUUUACGCGGCUGAGAUUGUCUUAGUACUCGAGUACCUUCACGAUGACCAAGGUGGCGUGGCGUAUCGCGAUCUGAAACCCGAGAAUCUCCUAUUGGAUGGUGAGGGUCAUGUGAAGCUGGUGGACUUUGGGUUCGCGAAGAGACUUGGCAGCAGGGAUAGUAGACCUGUUGAGACAUACACUCUUUGUGGCACGCCCGAAUAUUUGGCACCAGAGGUAAUUCAGAACAAGGGGCACACCAUAGCUGUUGAUUGGUGGGCAUUGGGUAUUUUGAUAUACGAAUUUCUCACAGGAUAUCCCCCGUUUUGGCACCAGAAUCCCAUCGAGAUCUACAAACAGAUUAUCGAGAAACCGGUGCUCUUCCCCGCCGAUCCUCCCAUUUCGCCUAAUGCGCAGAACAUCAUCCGUUCAUUUUGUACGGUAGACCGUUCCCGGCGACUAGGGAACCUAAUCGGUGGUACUCAGCAGGUCAAGAAGCAUCCCUUCUUUGAGGGCAUAAAUUGGGACGCCCUCUUCCGCCGAGAGCUGAGACCGCCGAUCCAACCCAACGUACGGUUCCCGGGUGACGCGCAAUGCUUUGAUGUCUACCCGGAGGACGACGGCAAGCGAGACGCGUAUACCGAAGAUAUGUCCCGUCAAUAUGACCGUUAUUUCGAGGGAUUCUAG